Messenger RNA from Clarias gariepinus (North African catfish), 6604 nucleotides. RefSeq names its product solute carrier family 7 member 5 (gene slc7a5). The record is from RefSeq and is a predicted model, not a curated record. Bases 126 to 1643 code for a protein of 505 amino acids. The transcript is spliced from 10 exons. Lineage: Eukaryota; Metazoa; Chordata; Actinopteri; Siluriformes; Clariidae. Gene Ontology annotation, biological process: neutral amino acid transport; amino acid transmembrane transport. Gene Ontology annotation, molecular function: L-amino acid transmembrane transporter activity; neutral L-amino acid transmembrane transporter activity. Gene Ontology annotation, cellular component: membrane.
GCGCUAUAAAAUAAAGGCACGAGGAAGCGAGGCAGUGCGCGCUUUAAGGCUUUUCCUCGUCGAGGCGCAGCUUCAUUCAGAUCCACGCUGCGGUGAGUCACACUGACACACACCGACACACGGCCAUGUCGAGUCUGAAGAAGAGGGGCUCGGGGCACCGCGAGGAGGAGGAGGAGGACCGGCAGGCGGCCGAGAAGAUGCUGGGUGUCUCCGGGGGUCCGGCGGCGGGGGGAGAGGGAGAGGAGACGGUGGUACUGCAGCGCACCAUCACGCUGGUGAACGGCGUGGCCAUCAUCGUGGGCACCAUCAUCGGCUCGGGGAUCUUCGUGACUCCGACCGGGGUGGUGAAGGAGGCCGGCUCGGUGGGUCUGUCGCUGGUGGUGUGGGCGGUGUGCGGCGUGUUCUCCACCGUCGGGGCGCUGUGCUACGCCGAGCUCGGGACCACCAUCACCAAGUCCGGCGGGGACUACGCCUACAUCCUGGAGGUCUACGGCUCGCUGCCCGCCUUCCUCAAGCUCUGGAUCGAGCUGCUGAUCAUCAGACCCUCCUCUCAGUACAUCGUCGCCUACGUGUUCGCCACCUACCUGCUCAAGCCGCUCUUCCCCUUCUGUCCGGUACCGGAGACCGGAGCCAAGCUCGUGGCGUGCCUGUGCAUCAUGUUGUUGACGGCGGUGAACUGCUACAGCGUCCGCGCCGCCACCCGGGUCCAGGACGCCUUCGCUGCAGCCAAACUCCUCGCUCUGGGACUCAUCAUCAUUAUCGGCUUUGUGCAGAUUGGAAAAGGUGAUACCACGGGGCUGUUACCCGAGAACUCUUUCAAAGGAUCCAACAGUGACUUCGGGAACAUCGGCUUGGCUCUGUACAGCGGACUCUUCGCCUACGGAGGCUGGAACUACCUGAACUUCGUCACUGAGGAAAUGAUCGAGCCGUACAAAAACCUGCCGCGUGCCAUCAUCAUCUCUCUGCCCAUCGUCACCGUCGUCUACGUGCUGACCAACCUGGCCUACUUCACCACCCUCAGCCCCGAGGAGAUGCUCAACUCUGAGGCUGUAGCUGUGGAUUUUGGGAACUAUCACUUGGGCCCCAUGGCGUGGAUCAUCCCGGUGUUUGUGGGACUUUCCUGCUUUGGCUCCGUCAACGGCUCACUGUUUACCUCAUCCAGGUUGUUCUUUGUGGGGUCGCGUGAAGGUCAUCUCCCCAGCCUGCUGUCCAUGAUUCACCCGAGCCUGCUCACCCCGCUGCCCUCACUCCUCUUCACUUGCUUGAUGACGCUCCUCUACGCCUUUUCCAAUGACAUCUUCUCAGUCAUUAACUUCUUCAGCUUCUUUAACUGGCUCUGCAUCGCCAUGGCGAUCAUCGGCAUGAUGUGGCUGCGCUACAAGAAACCUGAACUCGAGCGGCCAAUCAAGGUAAACAUCCUGUUGCCUCUUUCCUUCGUCCUGGCGUGUCUCUUCCUGAUCGUCGUGUCCAUCUGGAAAACUCCAGCCGAGUGCGGCAUCGGAUUCGGGAUCAUCGCCACCGGCGUUCCCAUCUACUUCAUCGGCGUCUGGUGGCAGAACAAACCCAAGUGGCUCCAGCAGCUCAUCUUCUCGACCACCGUGGGCUUUCAGAAGGUGUUGGAAGUCGUGCCGCAGGAGUCGUGAAGGGAGACUGACAAAACCAAACAGAAGGAUGCUUCAGAAAAGAUUUCUUGCACAAGCUGAAGGACAAAAAUGUUUCCCUUUCUCCCCGAGACCUCUGCAGCCGGGACACGCGCCGUCCCUCAGCUUUCCCUCCUCGAAAAUCCCCCUAAACCCACGUCUAGCCGGGGAAAACGAGAGACCAGAGACGUCUGAACGAGGGCAGAGAUUUUUUUUGUUUGUCCCCUAGUACGUUUAUUUCGUUUUUAAUUUGUGCGUUUUAUUUUAUUAGACAUUCCUUUCUUUAUUCUGAGCGUAGCGUGACACAGUCGAACUGUCUGCUCAUCUGUCUGCUGAAAGCUACUGUAAAAUACGGCAGUGUGUGUGUGUGUGUGUGUGUGUGAGAGAGAGCAGUGGUGUGAGUGUGUAGUGUAGUAGUGGUGGUUAAAACAUUUCUCUGCUAUCACAGAAUACGUCGCAAACUCGAAGGUUUUUGACACCUGAAACUGAAUCAUUAUAACAAAACAAAAAGGUACAGAAUCGGAGUAAGUUAUAAUUAAUAACUGAACCCUCAUUUAUAGCCCCACUCUCAGCCUGUCGUCAUAUAAGACACAAAAUAAAUAUGAUAAUUAUUAUAACAACAAAAAAUAUACCCAUGAUUGUUAGCUCAGAUGGAUUCUUUUUGUCGGAGUGACUUUAAACAUUUAAAAUUAGCCCUUAAUACGAUGUUUAAUUAAAAUGUUAGCGUAGAGUGUUCAGGAAUCCUUGACUGCAGGCGUGGACGAGCCGAUAACAGCGCACACGUGUUUGUUUUCUCGUCAGGCGCCUCGUUAUUGGUUUCAUUUUUUAUUAUUAUUAUAGUAUUUUUUAAAAAUGGACAUGGAGUUAAACUGCUGUGAGCUGAUCGAGCGACGCAAACCUUAACAGUAGGAACUUCGUACAAUCUGACGUUUGUUCGUUUUUUUUCGUUUAAAUUCAAGUUCAUCAGCAACGCGUUCAGAAAUCAUUAAAACCAUCAGAGCUGAAGUUUUUCCAAAACCCCGACCUGAGACAAUUUCAAUUUUUUAAGAAAACGACAAUACUGCACAUACAACCUCAAAGUAAUUUCUACAUCCUUGUCUUUCGUCUUUUUCUAUCAACAUGUCUUUUUUUUUACAUGAAAUAUUCCCACACUUCUGUCUUUCCCUACAGCAGAUAUUAAGCAGCUGCAUCAUAGAAACGAUAAUAAUAUGUUUUUAUUAUUUUAUAGUAGUUUUUAAGAUAAGUUAGAGAACAUGUAGGAGUUGCAUCGCUCGUGGAUGCAGCAUGCAGUUACUGAUUUUUAUUCACGUAUGCAAAAAUAAAUACUCCCCUAGCCUCACUGUCAUAUUAUAACUUUUAGCUUUGACAGCGAUCGUAGCAUCUGUUUGCUAAGACCGUAGUUACCUGCACUCUCAGGUGUGACGUAUCUCAGAAGUAGGCCGGCUAGGUGGCGUUGCGAAUUAAUGAACUGUUAAUGAACUGGGCCUAAUGGAGAUGUUCUUUAUAAUCUUUUAUGUAAUCACUUUCUCAUAUGCAGUACAGAGUCCUAGCCCAGCUAUGCUAUAACUAAGCUUUGAUAAUUUACAUUAUGACAAAUCGUUAAAACUUGACAGUUUGUUCUCAUGCCGUUGUGGCUCGUCAUUAAUUAGCAAUGGUGAUGAAGAUGAUCGAUACUGUUUCUUAGACACAGCUAAACAGAAUGAAAGGUAAAUAUAUCAAAUUCAAAUUUUUUUUAAUUCAAAUUUUAUUUGUCACGUACACAGUCAUACACAGUACGAUAUGUAGUGAAAUGCCUACUUACAUACUACAUAUAUGUAUACAUACUAUAUAUAAGUUACAUACUUAUAUAAGGAGCAGGAAGAAACAACUCUGCACUAAGAGACUUGAAUUAGAAUCUGAAUAAUUUUUUGUUACAUAUAAAAUUUUCUUUUAAUGUUUCCUACAUUACCCAUAAUGCUAUCAACUACGUACUGAUAGUCCGGAAUCUGCCUAAUGUCAUAAUGCAUUGCAUUCUGGGACUUUAACUCCAGAGUUUGUUUCAACACCUUUGCGCCUUCUACACUGGAUUUCUCAAUACAAGACGUUACUCAUGGCUAAUCGCGUAAGAUUAGGUCAGCAUAAACAUGUUGAAUGUGCAUCAGGGUGGAGUCUUUUCCAGAACAGGGAAUAAGUAAAAUGCCCCACCUUGGGCUCAGCACUGAAUCCUGAGGCACUCCUUAAUAAUGCACUGGAUACAGACAGACGUUUGCUGCGUGUACUUUAGUUACAUUGUUGUCUUUUAAAGACCAUCAUUGACAAUUAAUGACAUUUUUUACAUUAAUUACAAAUUCAUGACACUUAGAAGAGAAAAGGAAAUAUCUAGGACCUACACUGGGCUUAACACAGAACCCUGAGGUAUCUUUUAUUCAUGCGCCAGAUUUUGAAUUGGAUUGCCAAAUGUUGGUCAACGGCUUGGUGCUUUCCAAUGGCUCUAAUAUGACAAAAACUGACAAAAAUAAAGGCGUAUAUGACAAAAAAAGGCGUAUAUGUGUUUAAUAGCAUCAUGGGUAAAACUUAUUUUUUUCUCUUACCUGAAAAUCUUAUAAGUUAGAUUUUUAAUUUUUUUAUUUAUUAUUAUUUUUUAUUUAUUUCUUUUUGCAGGCCCUGGUAAAUAUGAGAUUUUAUAGAAGACGUUUAGGAAAGUUUGAAGAAUAAUCUCACUGAGGUUGUUUUACUGUGACAGGUUGCAAUGUGCCUCAGCGACCUCAUUUUCCCUUUCGUCUUUACAUCAGUUGCACCAACAACGUAGUAACACAUAGCAUUAUUCUUACACCUUUACCUAAAGCUAACAUUAGCUACCCGUCAUCGUCUCCUAGCAACAGGGAGCGAAACCCGGACCUUUAUUUGUGUUAUAUAACCUGCAUCAUCAUGAGAUUUUAACAACGUUACUGAAAAAAGUGUACAUACUUAUAUUAAGCCUUUUUUUUUUUUUUUUUUUUUUUACAAAUUAAUGUACAUUAACAGAAGCUUGUUUUCCUGCUUUCUUUAUUCUUGGUUGUUUAAACUUUGCUCACACGUCACAGAAGAUUUGUUGGUGUGUGAUUGUUGUGUUAGUAUGAAUUUGCUGUUGCUCUGAAGGAGUCUCUGUUCCUGUUAGCUAUCGGGUCACUUUGGAAAAUCUGUUUGGUCAAGUCGAAGUUCCUAAAUACAAUAGAAGUGUCCAGUAAGAUGCAUUCAAGUAUUUUUGUUUUGUAUGUUUUUCUUUUCUUUUUUUAUCUGAAUGCAGUGUGAUGGUUACUUUUGUUCAGAUGUCAAAUCGAGGAAUGCAGGGUUUGUGUGUUUGUUUUAUAAUUUUUUUUUUUUUACAUGAAUAUGAUAAAGAUUCCAGCUUCUUCCACCUGAUGUCUGAAGCCAGUAUGAUUUGGAAGUUACGUGUGUGUUACAGUUACAUCUCGCGUCUGUUAGAAAAUUUGUAGCCUACAGUUGAACUAACAUUGAAGCUGAUCAGACUAACGUACAGUAGAGCUGCUCACCGUUACUUAAUCUAUUUAUUUAUUUGUAAGGUUUCUAAUAUAUUGUGUAUCUGAUUAGUGCACUAAUACAUUAAGUUUCUUUUUUUGGGGUGGGGUGGGGGGGGUUCAAAGUUUGGAGUAAAAAAAAAAUUCUUAAAUUUUUAAAAAACUUUCUAUGUUGGAUUUUUUUUUAAUUUGUUUUAGGUCAUAGAGCUGCUAAUAAACUUUCUGCUGUACUUAAUUUGAAGUGAUUUUUCUAUUUGUAAUAGAUGUUUGUCUCUCUUAAAUGUGAAAACCUUCUUCCCCGAGUCUGCCCUCGGGUCACUAACAUUUCUCUGUGUCAUAAAUACCAAUGGACAGAACAUUGGUUUAAUUUUAUAAUUGAAUUAAGUUCAUUUAUAAAGAGUUUUUAACAACAGACAUUGUCACAAAACUAUACAUGAAUGUACAUUUAGGAUAUAAAUUAAAUAUUUUGAAAAAUAUAUACACAUCUAAAUACAUCACUUUUGAUUUUGGUUCUGUUCUGGUUCUACUUUGCGAAGUUUUUGCAUCAGUAAAAUGGCAAAAACUUGCAUGUCUAACUAAAAAUCAAACAAAAAUGAGAACACGCCCGUUCCUGCAAGUGUGUGCUGUUUUCAACAACAUUCCUGGAAGUCCACAUAACUUACGAUCAUGAGGGUUCACCUGAGGUGUUUCCUGAACCCCGCCCGUCACCUUAAACAAAUUAUGUCAUAAACUUGCAAGCGACGCUUAUAUAUAUAUAUAUAUAUAUAUAUAUAUAUAUAUAUGUGACUUCCAAACCUAAAGUCUUCUAAUUAGAAAGUUAAAUUCUUUGAGAUAAUUUCAACUGUAUAAAUGGUAAAAAAUAAUGAUGUAUAUUCUACUCUUAAUUGUUUUUGUCUAAUCUGUUGUUACGCAGCCAGGUUAUGCAGCAAGUCAGAUCACUAACAAGCCCUGAUUAUGAUAUUAGGUGUGGUAUUUGAAACACAGCCCGUUUGAUUGCACGGCGUUAAAGGCGGAAGUGAAAUCACCACCAUUUUCCAUAAAUCACAGUGAGCGUUUCGGGUUUUCCUAACUACUGAGCAGGAAUGUUUUGGCAUGACAGAACUAGUAAACAAUUAUACCCAAUCUUACAAACACACACGCUGAGGUCAGGGCAGACUCUGGGUUGGAUCACACCCUGGUGCAGUUUGGGUCUAACACUGAUGUGCUGCUUGUAGUGUGUGAACAGGCAUCAUGAUCACAAAUCUGUGUUAAACUCUGUGAUAUAUCAAUCUGCAGUCUGUGUUCUGAGCUUUUUGCUGAUCUCAGAUCUGUGUUAAACUCUGUGGCGUAUCAAUCUGCUCUUACAGCUGAUCUCAGAUCUGUAUUCUGUGAACAGACCAUUAUACUGUCAAAUUGUCCUUAUUUGUUUCUUCAUUUGCUAUUUGUGUAAAAUGCCUACUGAGUUCUUUGUCUUUAUUGAGAAAUAAA